GUAAGCCGUGUACUACCUGUACGUGAAACCGGACGCCAGUGUCGAGGGACUCGAGGAUGGAAAUUUUCGUUUAGUACUAAAAUAGCCACCAUCCAAUUGUUCUGCUCAAAUCAAUAAUUUUACCGACAGUUUUUCUUCAAUACGUCACUUCCUACGCCCCUGUUAUUAACAUAAUAUACACGUACCCCAGUGUAUUUUGCUUAUCGAAAUUGAAAAUUUCCACAUCAUACCGGCCAUUAGGAUGAGUGACCGUAGAUUCGGAUUCGCCAGCAGUCAAUUAUUCCAGCAGCAUCAGCAACAGCAGCAGCAGCAAAACCGAUGCACGCUGUGCUUGACGGAGGACGACAGGAACGGGCAGAACACGACGGUGGUGUGCCAGCACAACGCCAGCGUAGAGUCUGCGUUGCAUUAUCUGCGCAACUACGGGGCCUCGUACGGUUCGUCGCCGUACCAAACGCAGGACUUGUUGGGGACGACAAACAACUCCGCGGCGGUAGGACAAUCGCUCGCAUUCGGCGGCGGAUGCUCGCCGCCCGUCUCCCCCAACUACUACACGCUGGCCGAAUUCCUGUUGCGCAUGAACCGCAUGCAACAGGACAACGGCGGUGGCGGUGGCAACCAUCAUCACCAUCAGGUGCGUCAACCGCCGCCGCUGCAGCCGCCGUCCGGCCGGCCGCACAAACUCAAGUCCGAGAUGGGCUGUCUGCGCGAGUGCGCGUUCUGCAAGAGCAACGGCGAGACGGCCGAGUUCUACAAGUCGCACUUCCUCAAGGAUCCGGUGGGCCGCGUCAGGUGCCCGAUAUUGCAACGGUACCAGUGCCCAUUUUGUUAUGCAACUGGUGAAAACGCACAUACAAGGCGUUACUGUCCAAAAAAUCCGAACAAAAUGUGCUUUAUCAAAGGUGAACAAAUUGUUAAACAAAACUUGCAGUGAAAAUAUAAAUAUUAUUGUUAUAUAUGUUUAGUAAAUAUAU
This is a messenger RNA of Sipha flava (yellow sugarcane aphid), 974 nucleotides long. RefSeq names its product protein nanos-like. The coding region runs from base 242 to 934 and encodes 230 amino acids. NCBI's taxonomy places the organism in Eukaryota, Metazoa, Arthropoda, Insecta, Hemiptera, Aphididae. The record is from RefSeq and is a predicted model, not a curated record. The transcript is spliced from 3 exons. Gene Ontology annotation, biological process: negative regulation of translation; oogenesis. Gene Ontology annotation, molecular function: mRNA binding; zinc ion binding. Gene Ontology annotation, cellular component: perinuclear region of cytoplasm.